AGAGCGGCUUGCGCUUCUACGACGUGGCGGCGGGCAAGGGCAGGCUGGCGGAGCAGGGCGACCCCGUCGUGGUGCACUUUGACGUGACGUAUCGCAGCCUCACGGUGGUGUCCAGCCGUCAGUCCAAGCUGCUGGGCGGCAACCGCGUCAUCUCCCAGCCAUACGAGUUCUCACUAGGCGCCAAGCCGGGCGCGGAGAGGAAGCGUGAGUACGCGGAGUCGGCCAACGGGCUCUUCUCCGCGCAGGCGGCUCCCAAACCGCCCCGCGCGCUCUACAGCGUGGUGGAGGGCAUGCGCGAGGGCGGCAAGCGCACAGUGAUUGUGCCGCCGGAGCAAGGUUACGGUGACAAGGGCUUCGCUGAAAUCCCUCCGGGCGCCACCAUCCAGCUCACAGUGGAGCUGCUCGAGGUUGAGGAUCUGCUGGCGUCAUUUGAUAGCAGCGCUGACGUGGUGGCGCUGAGUCAGCAGCGCACGGGGUGCUCGUGCUACCACAUCCGCAACAACUACUGCUGCUCGCAGAACCUCUGCCUUUGCUCGCCCAUGUGCUGGAACGGCCAGCAGAUGAUCUCGCUGGGGCAGCCACAGUGCGAGGCAGCGAGGGAGCACGCCCCGCCGCCCCCCAACGAGGGCAAGCCCAUCCUGCGGGCGGUGGGGUGCCACAAGGCGGUGGAGUUCAGCGAGGCGCUGCGCGUGGUCACAGACGAGGCCGUCAACUCGCUCGUGCACCUCCGGGCUGCUGGGGGAGGCGGGGGAGGAGGGGGGGAAGGAGGGGGGGAAGAGGGGGGAGAGGGGGCGGUGGAGGGGAAGGGGUGGCUGGAGACGCGGCGGCGAGUGGAGUGGCGGUUUGGGCUCACGCUGUUGCAGCGGUUUGACUACCAGGCCGUGAACGUGGCUCACUUCAUAGGCAAGGCGUUCACGCUGCUGCUGGCCAACAACUUCACAGACCCGCCCGUGCUGCACCCCCUUGUGGCGCGCUUCAUGCUGCCGCGCGACGACUUCACGCUCGAACGGUGGCGCAUGGGGGGUGGCUACGCCAUCCACGCGUUGGUGCUACAGGCGCUCAUUGAGUUUGCCCUCACGCCUCUCCUCACGCCACAGAUGCACACCUCCUCUCAGCUGCACGAGCACCGCACGUUGGGGGACGAGCCCAUGGCGAACGGGCUGGUGGAGUUUGAGGGCGCGUGGCGGCGCGCCACGGAGGAGGAGCCGCUGUGCUUCCAGCGGGUGCUGCUGCCGGGGAUACUCAAGGGCCAGGUGUUCCCCUCGUCACCUGCCCAGGCCGGCUACCUGCAGCGCCACCUGCGGGUGAAGCUGCGCCUGCAGCCGCCCCCCGUGGUGCUGUGGGGGCCGGAGGGCGCGCAGGGGUGGCGGGCGCGCGUGCUGUACAUCACCCGCCUGGGGGCGGAGCUCAGGCAGCGCCGCACGUUCGUGCCGGAGAGCCACGAGGCGCUGCUGCGAGUGAUGGAGGAGAUGAACAUGGAGGUGAGCAUGGCGGAGCUGAGCCAGCUGACCUUCAAGCAGCAGUUUGACACCAUCCAGUCGGCCGACAUCAUCCUCUCCCUGCACGGCGCCGCGCUCGCCAACCCGCCGCUCUUUGCACGGCGCACCACGGCAGUGGUGGAGAUCAUGCCGUACCACGUGCUGCACGAGACCUACUACGCCAUGGCUUUAAGUGCCGGCCUCCCCUACUUCAUGAAGAUGUGCCGCCGAGGAAGCUUCCAGGCAGGGGACCGCGCUGAGGUGGACGGGCUGAGCUUGUACGACUGCACGCACGGGCAUCCCGAGUGCAAGGAGUAUUUCACGCACCGGCGGCGGGUGGAGCUCACAGAGGAGGAUUUGAGCGACCUGAGAGUGAUACUUGGCACGGCGAGGGAGGUGGUGGCGGCAGGGCGGGGGGGCAUGGGGGAGGUGGUGCGGCCGGAGGAGCUGCCAGGGUGGGCGGAGAGGCGGUUUGGGGAGCGCUGUGUGGCGCGGGAUGCCGGGCUGUUCUGCCGGAAUGACUUUGUGCGGAUAGUGGGCGGCAUGGGGGAUUUCACGUGUGUGUUUUCAAGGGAUUGUGAAGGCCAGGAGCAGCCACAGUGA
This is a messenger RNA of Closterium sp. NIES-65, 2081 nucleotides long. The record is from the annotation of a GenBank genome assembly. Lineage: Eukaryota; Viridiplantae; Streptophyta; Zygnematophyceae; Desmidiales; Closteriaceae.